AUGGCCACCUCAACCAACACCGGCGAGCAAGCCGCGUCUACAUCUCCCAAGCUCGAGAUCGCUAUCGCCGGAGGAGGAAUUGCCGGGCUUAUUACCGCAAUUGCCCUCCUCAAGCAUCCUCAAGUCAGCGUCCAGAUCUACGAGCGCGCCCCAGAGUUCAAGGAGAUUGGCGCCAGCAUUGCCCUGGGUCCUAACGGCCUGAGGACUCUGGAGAAGCUCGGGGUUGAGAAUGCCCUCGCCGAGGGUGUGUCUCAGCGGCAAAAGUCAGACUACCCCAUGAUCUACCGACACUGGAAGACUGAGGAAGUCAUCGACCGUGAUGUGCACAAGACGGUCACCACCAAGAAGCAUUUUACCGCGCGUUUCCACCGAGCCCAUCUUCACCAAGCUCUGCUCGAGAAUCUCCCACAAGAGAUCAUUCACUUGAAUAAGACGACAGUCGACGUCAAGGCUGAUCCCGAUACUGGUGCCACGCUCUACUUUGAGGAUGGCUCAACUGCCAAGGCAGAUAUUGUCAUUGGAGCGGAUGGCAUUCGUUCGGCUGUACGUAAGUCGUUUGUUCCAAACCAUGAGCUGCACUGGAGUGGCUGGGUUGCGCUCCGCGCAAGCUUUGAAGCCUCUCGUUUGGGAGACCUCGAUUUCCCUCAGGAUGCAACGCAUUGGAUUGGCCACGGCAACACCUUCUUCCACUCGCACCUGGGAUUCCACGCAGAUCCCUCCGAUCCGAAUGCUCCAGGAAAGGACGCAAAAUGGGAUGAGCUCGGAAGCCUUGAGCAGUUUAAGGACAUAUACAAGGACUGGAACCCAACUAUCCGCGCCUUUAUCGAUGCAGCUCCAUAUGUCAGACUGUUCCCAAACUAUGCAGGCGCUGCCCUUGAUACGUGGUCAUUUGCCAACCGAGUGACGCUUGUCGGCGAUGCUGCGCAUACCCAUGGAGGUGCCUUUGCAGCUGGAGGCUCCCUAGCCAUCGACGAUGCCUACGCCCUUUCCAGCGCUCUCAGCCACGUCUGGCCAGCAUCUUCUACUCACGCCGAAAAGCCCACCAAGGCAGAGAUUGCCGAGAUCUUCAGGAUAUACGAGGCCACCCGCCAGCCCCACGUCAAUAGGCUUUUGGGUGUCGUCCACAAGAACCUAGCUGGGCAAAAGGCCAACAUCGAGCGGGCCAAGACCGAGACGGAUGAGCAGCUUCGACAGCGGGUAUCUCAGAGGAUGGAUCCUUCGUGGAUCAGCGAGCAUGAUGUUGAAAAGGCAUUUAAGCAGGUGGUUGAGAAGGAGGAACCACGGGCAAGAUUGUGA
Fusarium keratoplasticum is the source of this 1296-nucleotide messenger RNA. RefSeq lists its product as uncharacterized. The transcript has 5 exons. Bases 1 to 1296 code for a protein of 431 amino acids. The record is from RefSeq and is a predicted model, not a curated record. Lineage: Eukaryota; Fungi; Ascomycota; Sordariomycetes; Hypocreales; Nectriaceae. Gene Ontology annotation, molecular function: FAD binding; monooxygenase activity.